Molecule: messenger RNA, 1108 nt
Organism: Nicotiana attenuata
Lineage: Eukaryota; Viridiplantae; Streptophyta; Magnoliopsida; Solanales; Solanaceae
Product: protein LIGHT-DEPENDENT SHORT HYPOCOTYLS 10-like
Exons: 1
Coding region: 327-896 (189 amino acids)
Biological process (GO): response to light stimulus; mRNA transcription
Cellular component (GO): nucleus
Source: RefSeq, a predicted model, not a curated record
CCUGGGACCCAUGCCAUGUCUUCUCAGCUACCACAUAAUUAUUUGUUUUCCAUCUUUCUCCACUGCAAUAGUAAUUUUACUUUCUCUUAGGCUCUUAGCUAAAGCUUCAUUAAAAGUCCCAAAUCAAAUCUCUCCCUCUGAAAUUAUGCACCCAAUUUAUAUCGAUUUUCUUUUAUAACAAAGGAAAAUAGAAAAAGAAUUUUCAUCAUAGUGGUACAAAUUACUCCUAACCUUACACUAAGGAAUGCAGUUCUCUUGCACGACAAAAAUCAAGAUCGCCAUACGAAAAACCCCUUCCCGAAAAGAUAGCACAACUUUCAAUUGCUAUGAUGUCAAGUGAGCAAAGAUUAAGGGAAGUAGGAGAAGGAACAUCCUCAACUAUUGUAACAUUAGCGCCAUCUGCUAACCAUCAUCAGCUACCAUCGCCACCUCAACUGAGCAGAUAUGAGUCUCAAAAACGUCGUGAUUGGAACACUUUCGGACAAUACUUGAAGAACCAUAAACCCCCAGUUCCUUUAUCCAAUUGCAACUACAACCAUGUGUUAGAUUUUCUCAGGUACUUGGAUCAAUUCGGAAAAACUAAGGUACAUUUACAUGGUUGUGUUUUUUUUGGAGAAUCCGAGCAAGCAGGGCCAUGUACUUGUCCUCUUAGACAAGCAUGGGGAAGUUUAGAUGCACUAAUUGGAAGGCUUAGAGCUGCUUAUGAGGAAAAUGGUGGAUUGCAAGAGACAAAUCCAUUUGCAAAUAGUGCUAUACGAAUUUAUCUUCGUGAGGUAAGAGAUUCUCAAGCUAAAGCAAGGGGAAUACCCUAUAAGAAGAAGAAAAAGAAGAGGAAAAUCCAAAUAAAUUCUAGUAACAACAACGAGGCACCAACUGCAACCUUUCAGUUGGAUUAAUUCUUCUUGAUCGCUCUGGCCUAAUUCUCAAGAGGAAAAUAAAAAAUGGUAAAGUUUCUUUCUUCGACAAUAAGAGGGUUGCUUUGAUUUGCUUUUGCAGAUAUAUAUGGUCACAGUUUCAAUAUGAAGAUUAGUUGACUUCAUAUAGUAUGAAGUAAGGAUGUAAAAUAUACGUUCUACUUAAAACAUUCUGAUUAAAUUGUUUCUCUACG